AUGUAUCAGCAGGAGGUCGGACUGCGAAUCGGCCCCCAGAGCAAGAGAUUUAGAGGAAGGUCUGAUUUAGCGUUCGGCGAUGAGAGUCGAGUUUUCGAGAGAGGAGGAAUUCGGGUUGGGCACCGAGGAACAAUAAGAGAUUAUCCAGGUUUUAGCCCAUCGGUGGAUGCCGAAGCUAUUCGUAAGGCGAUCAGAGGAAUUGAAUCCAGUUCUCAGCAGUGGCAGGAGCUGAAGGAUGACUUGAAGGGUGACCUGUCUGGACACUUUGAGCAUCUCAUGGUGGCCCUAGUGACGCCGCCAGCCGUGUUCGAUGCAAAGCAGCUGAGGAAAUCCAUGAAGGUACGAACCCUCCGCGGCCCUUUCUGCCCGGGAUUCGGCCACUUCCCCGGGAAUCACGACCUCCUUCCCGUGCAUGCUGGGGACCUGGGCGGGCUUGGAUGUGGAACGGACGAGAAGACACUCAUCGGCGUUCUGACGGAGAGGUCGAACGAGCAGCGCCAGCUGAUUGCGAAGGAAUACCGGGCGGCGUGUGGGAAGGUACAGUGCGAGGAACACGACCGGCAGGAGAGAGGUCGUCGCAAGGCACCGCGGGGUCGUGACCGCGAUCUUUCGUUUCGGGCCGAGCGUAACAGAAGAUGCCCUGCGCUGGGACCUGAGUCCCGCUUCUGCGGCAGAAGAGAGGAAAGUCUGAAAGUGGAUGAGCAUCUGGCCAAAAAAGAUGCCCAGAUCCUCUAUAACGCCGGUGAGAACAGGUGGGGCACAGACGAAGAUAAAUUCACUGAGAUCCUGUGUUUGCGGAGCUUCCCUCAGCUGAAACUAAGUAUGGACUCGCAUUACCGUCCUGCACGCUCCGUGUGGCUCUUACAAAUGCGUUCGGGUUUAGUUUACAAAGUUCUAGAAGAUGGAGUUAAAAAUUGCAAAGUCUGUUCCAAUUUACGUAUGAGCACCUCAGGAAACAGAAUGGGGAGAGCGCGCAGUGAGAGCAAGAAGAAAGCAAACUCGCAGCUGCAGAGCGUCAGCAUCACGGAAAAGAAACCAGGCAAAAAUCAGACAGGCGGUGCCGGAACCGAUGAGUUCACUCUGAACCGAAUAAUGGUCUCCAGGUCAGAAAUUGACCUUUUGGACAUCCGAGUGGAGUUCAAGAAGCGUUGUGGCUACUCUCUGUAUUCAGCAAUUAAGUUCGUUGUGCGAGGAACACGCCUGCCUUUUUGGCUGAAAGACUGCACCAGGCUUUGA
Propithecus coquereli (Coquerel's sifaka) is the source of this 1236-nucleotide messenger RNA. It is a transcript of the gene ANXA3, whose product is annotated as annexin A3. Bases 1 to 1236 code for a protein of 411 amino acids. NCBI's taxonomy places the organism in Eukaryota, Metazoa, Chordata, Mammalia, Primates, Indriidae. The transcript has 10 exons. Gene Ontology annotation, molecular function: calcium ion binding; calcium-dependent phospholipid binding. The record is from RefSeq and is a predicted model, not a curated record. Gene Ontology annotation, cellular component: cytoplasm.